Serpula lacrymans var. lacrymans S7.9 is the source of this 443-nucleotide messenger RNA. RefSeq lists its product as uncharacterized. Lineage: Eukaryota; Fungi; Basidiomycota; Agaricomycetes; Boletales; Serpulaceae. Bases 51 to 293 code for a protein of 80 amino acids. The transcript is spliced from 5 exons. The record is from RefSeq and is a predicted model, not a curated record.
GUGGUUGCCGGUGGUAAUGCCGCCAAAAUUUACCUACGUCACGGUCUACCAUGGGCGGUCCUACACUCUCCUCAGUAUUGCCCUCUCAAUCAGCGUGUCAAGAUGUGGUUACGACUCUACAGCAACUGCAGGUUGGCCUGGCGAGGGUCACUACACCCAACGAGACGCCUAUCUUCAUAUGUAGACUCGAAGACUGUUACAGGCUUUUUCCCUCAAAAGAUCGUCUUAUGUUUCAUCGCAAACGCGAUCACGGUUCCGAUGACGGGUCGAACAUUGUGACAUGGAACGCAUAGCUCUAGAAAGGCCAGACUUUGAUAUCAGAGUCUACCUUUGGUAUGACCUGCAGCAACAGCCUGAGGAUUAUACAUAUAACUCCCUUGUCGACCUAAUUACUUGUGAUAAUCGAUAUCAAUAUAUAUAUAAGCAUUGGGGUAGAAAUAUUU